Messenger RNA from Camelina sativa (false flax), 846 nucleotides. The record is from RefSeq and is a predicted model, not a curated record. NCBI's taxonomy places the organism in Eukaryota, Viridiplantae, Streptophyta, Magnoliopsida, Brassicales, Brassicaceae.
AUGACGAUCUCCGGGCCUUUAAAGGCGCUUGGUGACGGGCCAGAGAUAAUCUCUCUCCUAGCUAGUGUUUGGAAGGUGUGGGCUUUAUCUCAGGUACCGGUAGGAUCACAUUCUUUUCCGGUGGAGUCUGUUUAUGCUAAUAUGGAUCAUUUCUUGGAUCCCACAAGCCCGGGAUCCCAUGUGUCAGCUUUCCCGUGGAUUUUGUGGUAUUUAUGGAAAGCGCGUAAUGCAAAGGUUUUUGAAAAUAUCAUGGAGCGGCCAGAGGAGGUCGUUCGGGUAGCUGAAGGUGAGGCUUUGUCCUGGCAGCAGGCUCAGGAGGAGGGUGAAGCUGUGGUUUCAACUGUCCAGCCAACGGUUGCUGACUCUCGUUUACGGGGGCCAAACACUUACCUUCCCAUGUUCUUUUCAGGCUAUCGUUGUUUCGUUGAUGGCUCUUGGAAGUCAGGAGAUCUUUUCGCAGGAGCCGGAUGGUUUUGUACCCAGUCUCAGGAUCCGACGCCAAGUAUGGGAGCUACUAACUUUCGACGAAGUCUUACCCCCUUACACGCUGAAGUCGAAGCUUUCAUUUGGGCGAUGCGUUGCAUGAUCAGACAUGAUUACCGUGAUGUGGCGUUCUACCCAGACUGCGCUGAUUUGGUGAAGAUGGUGUCUUCGCCACACGACUGGUCGGCGUUCUCGACGUAUCUUGAUGAUAUCAAGAUGGACAGGGAGGAGUUCUCUUCUUUUUCCUUAUCUUUUAUUCCUAGAAAUGCAAAUAUAAAAGCGGAUCUUCUGGCACGCUGUGCGCGCACAUCUCCGCAUAAUGUUUUGUAUGUAAACAAUUUCCCUUCGCAUUUGCUCAUCUGA